UAAAUCAACCUCCCUAUAAGUGGAGUUAGGGUUCUCAUUUGUCAUCCAAACCCUAACACACACACAGGUCAUUGCCGCAGCAGCCCCUUUUUCAGGAGGGUAUAAUGACGACCAGUUUGAGAAAGAACAGAAAGAAGAGAGGACAUGUGUCAGCUGGACACGGUCGUAUCGGUAAGCACAGGAAGCAUCCUGGAGGUCGUGGUAACGCUGGAGGUAUGCACCACCACCGGAUCCUUUUCGACAAGUACCAUCCAGGUUACUUCGGUAAAGUUGGUAUGAGGUACUUCCACAGGCUCAGAAACAAGUUUUAUUGCCCCAUUGUGAAUGUGGACAAGCUGUGGUCAAUGGUUCCUCAGGAUGCAAAGGAUAAGGCAACAGCCGAUAAGGUCCCAGUUGUUGAUGUCACACAGCUUGGUUACUUUAAGGUGUUGGGUAAGGGACAGGCUCCGUUGAACCACCCCAUGGUUGUUAAGACGAAGCUCAUUUCCAAGACUGCCGAGAAGAAGAUUAAGGAGGCUGGUGGUGCUGUUGUGCUCACUGCUUAGGUUUCUUUUACUUGUAAUCCGUACCUUUUUAUGAUUUUCGUAUGAAUGGUGAUCUCUGUUUUGAAAUACAAUAGAUUAUUGUUAUGAAUUAAUGACCCUGUUCUUGAAUUGGCUACUUAAUUCUGGUUUUCUGUUAUUAUGGAAUGUAGGAAAUGUUUUUA
Erigeron canadensis is the source of this 706-nucleotide messenger RNA. Its product is annotated as 60S ribosomal protein L27a-3. Gene Ontology annotation, cellular component: cytosolic large ribosomal subunit; ribosome. The record is from RefSeq and is a predicted model, not a curated record. Gene Ontology annotation, biological process: translation. NCBI's taxonomy places the organism in Eukaryota, Viridiplantae, Streptophyta, Magnoliopsida, Asterales, Asteraceae. Bases 105 to 545 code for a protein of 146 amino acids. Gene Ontology annotation, molecular function: structural constituent of ribosome. The transcript has 2 exons.